This is a messenger RNA of Nematocida major, 2748 nucleotides long. RefSeq names its product valyl-tRNA synthetase. The record is from RefSeq and is a predicted model, not a curated record. The coding region runs from base 1 to 2748 and encodes 915 amino acids. Gene Ontology annotation, molecular function: ATP binding; valine-tRNA ligase activity; aminoacyl-tRNA deacylase activity. The transcript has a single exon. Gene Ontology annotation, cellular component: cytosol. Gene Ontology annotation, biological process: valyl-tRNA aminoacylation. Lineage: Eukaryota; Fungi; Microsporidia.
AUGGACGAGCUACAAGCAGCACUUGCAGCAGAAAAAGACGAAAGAAAACGCGCAAAACUCGAGAAGAAAAUCUCGAAGAUGGCGAAGUUCCUGAGCAAAAUGGAGCUCAAAAAGGCCUCCCCCGAGAAGGAGCCAAAAAAAGAGAAAAAACGCAUAGAAUUUGCAGAGGCCGAGAGCAUCCCGGAGGGAGAGCUGAAGAAGGUGGAAAAGCUCAGCGGGCAGUUCAACCCGAAAUCCGUGGAAAAUGGAUGGUUUUCCUGGUGGAAUAAGCAGGGCUUUUUCCGGCCGGAGUACGCAGGAAAAGUCUCCCUCGGAAAGACCUUUUUCAUGCCGCUUCCUCCCCCGAAUGUCACCGGAUCCCUGCACAUAGGCCAUGCAAUGAUGGCAUCAAUCCAGGAUACUCUCGUCCGGUUUAAGAGAAUGCAGGGAUACUCUACACUCUACCUCCCAGGAACAGAUCACGCAGGAAUUGCCACUCAAGUCGUCGUGGAGAAGGCCCUGGAGAAGAAAAGUCUCUACAGGAAGGACAUGACGCGAGAGAAGUUCCUGGAUCACGUCUGGGAGUGGAAGAGACAGUACGGAAGCAGAAUAGUCGAGCAGUUUAAGUCCCUGGGAACAAGCCUGGACUUCUCCCGGGAGAAAUUCACGAUGGACGAAAACCUCUCAGAAGCCGUUACAGAAGCUUUCGUCAGGUUCUACGAGGAAGGACUCAUUUACCGCGGGAAUAGGCUCGUAAACUGGUGUGCAAAGAUACAGACGAGUCUCAGCGACCUGGAGGUAGACUAUCGCCCAAUCCCCCCGUACAGCAAAGUCUUCACAGACGGGAAGGAGUACACCCUCGGGAAAAUCUACACCGUAAAGUACGAAGUCCGCGUGGGAGAGAAGGCAGAGGAAGUCCACGUCCAAACGACAAGACCAGAAACAAUAUUCGCAGAUGCUGCCCUGUGCGCGAACCCAGGGGACAAAAGAUACUCCCACCUGAAGGGAGGAACAGCUAUUAACCCCCUCACGAAGAAGGAGAUGCGAUUCCUCCUCGACGAAGCAGCAGAGACAGAGUUCGGGACAGGACUCCUGAAAAUAACCCCAGCACACGAUCACGUAGACUUCGAGGUAGGCCUCAGACACGGCCUGGAGAUGGUCUCAGUCCUCGAUAAAAAUAACAGAAUGACCGUUGGACCUUUUAAGGGAGACCUCAGGUUCGACGCCAGAGAAAAAACAGUAAAACUCCUCCAGGAAAUGAACCUGCUCGUUUCAGAGGAGGGCCAUCCUUCAAGCAUCCCCGUAUGCUCCCGCACAGGAGAAGUCGUUGAGCCACUUCUCGCCCCGCAGUGGUGGAUGAACUGCAGAGAACUCGCAAAAAAGGCCCUGGAGGCAUCAGAGAAGGGAGAAUUGAAAAUAUUCCCUGAGGAAAUGCGGAAGACAUGGAAUAACUGGCUCGAGAAUGUCCGUGACUGGUGCCUCUCCAGGCAGCUCUGGUGGGGUCACAGAAUACCCGCAUACGAAAGAGACGGAAAGUGGUUCAUCGCAAGAACGAGGAAAGAGGCAGAGGAAAAGGCAGGGGGAGAAGUCGUGCAGGAGGAAGACGUUUUGGAUACGUGGUUCUCCUCCGGACUCUGGCCCUUCUCCACGCUCGGAUGGCCGGAAUCCUCUGAGGACUUCAGGAAGUUCUACCCCGCAUCCCUCCUGGAGACGGGGAGGGAUAUCGUUUUCUUCUGGGUCGCGAGAAUGGUCAUGAUGGGGAUAGCACUCACAGGAAAGUGCCCGUUUUCUGCUGUGCUUUUCCACAGUAUCGUACGGGAUGCGAAGGGAGAGAAAAUGAGCAAGAGUAAGGGAAAUGUCAUCGAUCCAGUGGACGUUAUUUCAGGUACUUCCCUUGAGGAACUGCUCCAGAAGCUGCGGGCAGGGAAUCUCUCGCGGGAGGAGGUGGAGAGGGCAGAGGAGAGUAUUUCUCAGGAGUACCCGGAGGGAAUUGAAGCCUGCGGAAGUGAUGCCCUCAGAUACGCCCUUCUCUCGAGUGCGUCCCUGGGGAGAGACGUAAACUUGAGCGUGGAGAAGGUCGCAUCCUGCAGGAGACUCUGUAAUAAGAUGUGGAAUGCGAUGAAGUACGUUCUCGCUCAGAAGGGGGAUGGAUCCACGCGGAGGAAGGACUCGCUUGCGGAGGAGGCAGACGCAUGGAUCGCAGGGAAGUUCCUGGAGACGGCGGAAAGCGUAUCCGCAGCCCUUGAGGAGUACAACUUCAUGAAGGCAGCAGUCGAUGUGCAGCAGUUCCUCAUAUACGAAUUCUGCGAUUUCUACCUCGAAAUGUUCAAGGGGAGGAGAGACGCGGAGGGAGUCGAGAAUAUCCGCAGAAUUUCCCUGGAGUUUGUUAAGCUCGUGCACCCGUUUUUCCCGUUUCUCUCGGAGGAGGUUUACCACGUGAUGAAGGGGAGCUGGGGAGAGGAAGAGAUCCCGGGGUACGUGUGGAUGCCUUCUGUUACGGUGGAGGAGUACCCGCACGGGAAGAGUCUGAAGAUGUCGGGAGACGGGGAGAGGAUGGAGAGAGUCCUCGAGUUCAUUCGCGGGGUCAGAUCGAGGGCUUCGGGACGGAGUGAGAGCAAGCGAGUCUUCGUGCGGAAGUCUCCGGAGAGUGAAAUCCUCGAGGGAAGUGCUGAUGUGAUUGGGCGGCUUGUGGGUCUUCCCGUGGAGAUGUGCGAGGGAGACCGCCCGGGGAUGGAGAGCUCUGGGGGGAUAGAGUACGCCCUGGAGUAG